Molecule: messenger RNA, 1381 nt
Organism: Homalodisca vitripennis (glassy-winged sharpshooter)
Lineage: Eukaryota; Metazoa; Arthropoda; Insecta; Hemiptera; Cicadellidae
Gene: Galt
Product: galactose-1-phosphate uridylyltransferase
Exons: 8
Coding region: 240-1289 (349 amino acids)
Biological process (GO): beta-D-galactose catabolic process via UDP-galactose, Leloir pathway
Cellular component (GO): cytoplasm
Molecular function (GO): zinc ion binding; UDP-glucose:hexose-1-phosphate uridylyltransferase activity
Source: RefSeq, a predicted model, not a curated record
UUACUUUUUGACGUCCAAUUCAAAUCAAUCAGGUGACAAAAUCUUGUUAUCUUAUCACUUGGACUCACGUUUCUAAAAAUUUACAGGUCAGGCAUUGGUGUGUGUACAUCAUUUUAAUUCUGUAUUAAUAUUCAUUGUUCUGAUGGUGUUUACUGUAGUUUUAAACCGUUAACAUUCAAGAAGCACGAUAAUUACUUUGAUGGAGUAAUAAUACCCAAUUAGAUUUCUUCUGUGAUAUCAUGUCUUUUUCUGCUACUGAUCACCAACACAAUCGCUAUAACCCUCUGAGAGGAGAAUGGGUGCUAGUGUCCCCUCAUCGCAUGAAACGGCCUUGGAGUGGGCAGGUGGAGGCUGUAGCUGAUUCUGAUGUUCCAGAAUUCGACCCCAAAAAUCCUCUUUGUCCUGGAGUUACACGACCUAAUGGUCAGGUAAAUCCAAAUUACGAGUCAACCUUCGUAUUCAACAAUGAUUUUCCAGCAUUACUGGAGGAUGUUCCUAGCCCUCCAGAAAGUGAAAAUGAUUUGUUCCAAAUGGCCGCUGCCCGUGGAGUUUGCCGAGUUAUGUGUUUUCAUCCAAAAUCUAAUAUAACACUUCCUUUGAUGAGCCAAAUGGAAAUACGAGCAGUCAUUGAUAAAUGGGUAGAUGAGACAGCAGAGUUGGGAAAGAACCAUGAUUGGGUACAAAUAUUUGAGAACAAAGGAGCAAUCAUGGGUUGUUCGAAUCCCCACCCACAUUGCCAGAUAUGGGCGUCUUCAUUCAUCCCAAAUGAACCAAGAAUAAAAGACGGCAAUCUCUUGAAUUAUUAUAAAAAACAUGGACGUCCUUUACUGAUAGAUUACAUGGAACAAGAAAUUGAAAAGGAAGAACGUGUGGUAGUCUCAAACCAUGAUUGGGUAGUUGUAGUACCAUUUUGGGCAGUGUGGCCAUACGAAACUAUGGUUCUUCCCAAAAGUUAUGUUCAACGAUUUACUGAUUUAAAUGAUAACCAAAAACAAUCUUUGGCUGAUAUCAUAAAACAAAUUACCACAAAAUAUGACAAUCUGUUCAAGUCUUCUUUUCCUUAUUCCAUGGGUUGGCAUGGUGCACCAACAGGAUCCAAGCUCAACGAAGACAACAGCCAUUGGGUGUUCCAUGGACUCUUUUACCCUCCUUUGUUACGGUCUGCCACAGUUAAGAAGUUCAUGGUUGGGUAUGAGAUGUUGGCUCAAAGCCAAAGGGAUCUCACAGCAGAGCAGGCUGCAAAGAUACUACGACAGCUUCCAAUUAUCCACUACUCUAUCACAGAUUAACCAUUAUUUAAUAAUCAAUAUUGUUGAUUUGUUUGAAUACAUUAAUUUAAAACAUAAUAUUUGCUCAAAAAUACAUGACACAUUUGAACAAA